AUGUAUUUUGAAGAUGCAAAUAAAUCACCUCCCAAAAGUGAUAACAUACACAAUAAUAUAGUAAAAAGAAUUUCACAAAUAAAAAGACAUGCCAUCGUUAAUAAUACUUCUAAAAUUACAAAUAAACCUAAUAAUUUUACUGAUAAUAAUAAUGCUCUUUCAUCUUUGAAGUCAACGACAUCCCCAUCAAAUGGAUUGUCGUCAAAGAUAACCAAAAGAAAUAUUUUUAUUCUCAUUGGUUGUGGAAUAUUAAUUGUGAUUUUUUUAUUAGUUAUAAUCUAUAUUCUUUGGAAAAAGUGUCAUAAAAGAAAAUCAAAAAGAAGAAUAAAUAAAGUAAAAGAUAAUAAUAAGAAACGUGAUAAAGCAACUAAAAAUUAUAUAAAACAACAUAAAUCUAUAAAAAUUCCAAUAGACAAAAAUGGUUUACCUAAAAAUCAUAAAUUUAAAGAAGGAAUUAGACAAAAAAGAAAAAAAAAUAUUUAUAUAAAAGAACUUGAAGAAAUGAAAACAGCUAGUAAAAUAAAAAAAAAUAAGACAAAAUUUCAUGAGAUGGUAAAUGAUAAAAAUUUACCUUCUAUUGAUAAAUUAGAAAUAAAUAAAAAAAAUAUUAAUAUUUUUGAGGAAAAGAUACCUAUGAAGAGUGAAAUAAAAGUUAAUAAGAUUGAUAGUAUGGAUAACGAAUCAAAAAAUCAAAAAGAUGUAAAGACAAAAUCUAAUUCAUCUGAAGUUUCAAAAGAUUCUAAUUUACAAAGUACACUUUCUAGUAUAUCAAAAGAAAAUGAAGAUAAAACAAAUUAUAAAAUACAGUCUAAUGAUUUUUUAAAUAAAUGUCCUAUUCAUAAAAAAAGUAGACAAGUUUCUAUUUCUAUAUAUACAAUGCAUGGAAACAACAAAUCAUGGACUAAAAAUGAAGAAAAAAUUAAUGAUUUUAGUUUUCAAUUAAACACUACUAGUUCUCAUUCAAGUAGUAAAUAA
Messenger RNA from Strongyloides ratti, 975 nucleotides. RefSeq lists its product as hypothetical. Lineage: Eukaryota; Metazoa; Nematoda; Chromadorea; Rhabditida; Strongyloididae. The coding region runs from base 1 to 975 and encodes 324 amino acids. The record is from RefSeq and is a predicted model, not a curated record. The transcript has 3 exons.